Chilo suppressalis (striped riceborer) is the source of this 3593-nucleotide messenger RNA. NCBI's taxonomy places the organism in Eukaryota, Metazoa, Arthropoda, Insecta, Lepidoptera, Crambidae. The record is from the annotation of a GenBank genome assembly.
AUUUAAAAAUACCAAUAUGGCACAAGAAUCUUUAGUUCGGUACCUGUAAUGAAAAUCACCGUUGUGGGAAAAGACGUAAUUCUCCGAUUCAAUUAUCGGUACCACAGGAUCACGUUCACGAACUUUUUUGGCAAGCGUACGCAUUGGUUCUUCUUUAGUUUGAUUUCCCUGUGUUGCUCUUGGAUUGAUAUUAUUUAGAUCAUUGUCAUUUUUGUUACCCCUUUUCUUACUUUGGCGUCUUCGACUUGAUCUGGUUUUAUCUCUUGAUUGACUCGUGAGGUUUUCGGGUACAGGAUCAUAUAUUACUGCCACAGGAAUUUGGAUUUCCAUUUCUGUGUUAUAGGUUGAUUUUGUGUUUGUUUUGGUAUUUUUGACAGCAGAAUCAGUAGUUACCUUUGAAGAAGAAGGUUCAGUUAAAUUCACUGAUCCAUCUUUAGUAUUGUCAAAAUCUACUUCUACAGAUUGUUUCUGAGGUUUAUCGAAUAUUGUUAAAGAGUUGUCUUUUGUUUUUUCGUUGCUUUUGGUGGUCAUUUCUGAUUCACUUUGAUGUACCGAGACAUCACUACUUACAAUCGUACUCACUUUUUGAUUUCCUUCUUCAAAAAUCACAGCUACAGGAACACUAAGAAGUUCUGCUGAUGAAGGACGGUCUUGGUCAUUAUUCCUUUCUAUUGGCUUUCCACUUUGAGGUUUUACAUUUUCACUCACAUGGCUGCUUUUAACACAAGAAAUAAAUACAAUAAUAAUUGGAAACAACUUUACAAUAAACAUGUUGAUUAAAAUAUUACAACAUAACUGAGACACGUUUAAAGGUAUAAUGAUGAUGACCUAAUCAUUACAUAUACUAAAGCAGUUUUAAAAUCACGAUCAGAACACUAGUUUGACAGGAAUGAAUUGAUUAUUUCGUCUGUUCAAUAAUUUUUCUAUAGUUAUGACAUCAACGUUUACUCAAAAAACCAGGAAGUUAAUAGAAGUAAGCUAAUAUUAGAGCUAAUUAAAAAAAAGGUUUGUUAUUGGUUAUUUAAAAAAUAAUAAUGUGUUAAUUGCAAACAUAAGUACUUUAAACGGGAAACAAAGCAGGUGUACAUUCAGGAUUUACGCGAUAUUUCAGUCACAAAACUUAAACCGCGAUACCUAAACAGAGCGUCAAGUAUGGAAAAAAAUGGUAAUAGUUUUAUAGCCUACUUAUAGGUAUUUUAUAGCUGUUGCUCUGAAACAAAAAAAACCUUGCCCCAGAUACGAGGUUUUUGGAAUGGUGAGUUUAAGCAGAAUUGUAUAAUCGUUUGAACGAUAUCUUUAUACACACAGUUUAAAACAAUGUCAACUUCUUUGAUUUACUAAUACUUAUAAGUUUGUGAUAGAGAAUUUUAAGAAGUUUGAUUAUUUAUUAAAUUUAAAAUAAGCGUUAAAAAAUAAAUAAUAACGCUAAUAUCGCGAAAUAGUAAAAGCUUUAUCAACGGAAAAAGGAAAUGAAUAAAACAACGAGUCGGUAGUCAUUUGGGACCGGGACCACUGGUCCUGACGGGGACAUGGAAUUAAUAAAUUAUUUUGAGGCGGCAUUCGGGACCGAAUGUGAUGUACCAGCCAGCUGUUAUUAUUGUUUCUGGAUAGCAUCUACAGAGAGGACAAUGUUAAAAGUUAUUAAGAAAUUGUAUGGAACAACAGUGCUAUUCCGUAAAAUUUUCACGCGCGAAUCCGAUGCGGAUCCGUGCGGAUUUAUCGUUAUCAGAACCACGAGUGAAAAUUUUACAGAAUAGCACUACUGAUGCUUUAUACCAAUAUUUAAUUUAUUUUAUAUAGCUUAUGAUGCCAUAUAUUUGAUUGUCUACCCCGCAAGUAAUGUAUGGAUGCAUGAUUUUUUAUCGAUUUUAAUUAAUUAGAAAUAUGAAUAGAAAUCAUAGAAACAAUAGUGCUGUAAUGUAAUAUGCCCAGUACAAUAUUUUCAGAGAACCAAAAAUGCGUGAACCAAAUAAGGUAAACAAACAUAAAAAUACACCCAACUAUUGAGUUAUGUAAUAAUAUCCUUACAGUAAAAUGUCAUUGAUCAUAAAUUCAGAUUCAGCGUUCACUCACCUCAAGGAAGAAUGAAUAAUUCAUAAAAUAAUGCUGAAAAAUAAGUAUUGCCGUUGUAAUUGCGGUUUCAGUCUUGACUGAAGCGCCUCGUUAAAGUGUUAAGUUUUAAUCACGACGCAUUGUCAGAUAUGAUAUCUCAUUAUUGACACCUCGGCCAUUGUGCAAUUUACCGAAGAACACAUCAAGCAAGCGUUAAGGUUGAAAUAUUUAGCGUCAACUAAGGCUCUGCUAGCGGGGGGAGGGUAGUGUAAAUAGGUGAGUCUUACAUAUAAGUGGUCAUGAAGUCUGGAGAUGUCACACUACAGUCUUUUUCGGAAAGGAAGACAGUGAAGAUGUUUUUGAAAUUAGCUCUCUUGUGCUCAGUUCUGAGUUGCGUACGCGCCGCUCCAGCUUCCACAGAUGUAGUGCCUUUAGAAAAACAACAACCCACCGUGAUACCUAUUGUGUCUCAAUCGGAAGAGUUGGAAUCCAAUGGGACUUUCAAAUUUAGCUACGAAACCGGCAACGGCAUCAAACGGGAGGAGAUCUCAUACGAGAAAGUAAUUCCGAAAGCACGUUCGGCUGGCAGCGAGGAGGGCGGAGAAAAUGAUGAAAGCAAUGAAAUCCACGUACAGCAAGGAUCUUAUUCGUAUGUUGCUCCUGAUGGCACUGUUAUUUCCCUCAAAUACAUCGCUGAUGAAAAUGGCUUCCGUCCAGUUGGAGAUCACAUUCCCCGGGCUCCAGUUUUAGUUCCACAAUCGCUAGCUGGUAAUAGUGAAAAAUCUGGUCGUGCUCUUAAACCAGACACCAAGAAAGCUGAGUCUGCAAAUGUGUCCCCGAAUUCCGCCAAAUCUGAACCAUUAGUAGCUCCCAAAGAAGUAGCUAGCAAGGAUUCAAGUCCACUUACGCCGGAAACGUCACCUGUGGCUUCUGAAGAAUCAAAUCCAAAAAACAGUAAGGUCAUGUCAUCGUCGGCAGUAGAAGAACCCAAAGCAGCUGCACCUGUAGAAGCAACAACAAUUCCGGAAGCUUCUUCUAAGGCAGUGGUCCCUGAAGCCACUGAAACAGCUUUAAGUACGACUGCAGUGUCAUCAGCAGAAGUUUCCUCAUCUGUAGAAACAGCAUCAACAACCGAGGCAGCUUUUGGUUCAAAAUCAGCUGCAGAACAGUCUUCUCCUAAAACAAAUUCACUAGAACAAUCUAUUUCAGCUGAGUCUGUCACAUCUGGAGGGGUUACAUUAAGUGGAGAUGUCUCAAACGAAAGUGCAAGCCUUUCAACUAAUUCUUCAUAAAUAAGGUUGAUCAAAAAAUUUAAAUAUAACUUCUAUUCUAGCAAACGAAUUUCACCUUUAUUAAAUAAUUUUGUAUCAAAUGUAUCUGUAAAUAUAUUAAUACGUUAUUCAAUUGUCGUUACGGGUGUAAUGGAUUUAAAUAAAUAUUUUUCAUCCUAUAAUUAUAGAAAAUGUGAUAUAAACCCAUUUAAAUAAAUUUUAUUAUUUAAUAUGAGGUUAAACUUUUUUAAUGAUUAGAAUGUUGAAAAC